Molecule: messenger RNA, 420 nt
Organism: Parastagonospora nodorum SN15
Lineage: Eukaryota; Fungi; Ascomycota; Dothideomycetes; Pleosporales; Phaeosphaeriaceae
Exons: 2
Coding region: 1-420 (139 amino acids)
Source: RefSeq, a predicted model, not a curated record
AUGACGACGCCCGUCUAUUUUGAAGUCCUCCUCUACUACAUCUAUGAGCAUGUGUGGAAUGCAACUGUCGCUGGGAAAAAGAACCACAAAUCCGUAUACUCAUUCGGUGCUCUGAGCCUCACGCCUAUUGGUGUCUACGCACUGGCCGAUAAGUACGGAGUCAAGGGGCUCAAGGCUUGCGCAAUCGAUCUGAUGCCGCAAACAACAGCGGGCUCAGUCUCUUCAUCCGGACUGGCGCUAUAUGCCUUUCUCUGUGUUUCCGGAGGCUGCGGCAUGGGUCUCCACAUUUGCCUCCUCAUCAUUAAGAGCAUGCCCCGUAUUGUAAAGGAUCUUGAGAUGGAGAAACUAGUCGCAAAGCAUCCCGCCAUGGGUGCGGACAUGUAUCUUGCAGCUCGUAGAAAUGACGGCAAACUCUGGUAA